Messenger RNA from Linnemannia hyalina, 1356 nucleotides. The record is from the annotation of a GenBank genome assembly. NCBI's taxonomy places the organism in Eukaryota, Fungi, Mortierellomycota, Mortierellomycetes, Mortierellales, Mortierellaceae.
AUGUUCUGGACAGGAAUCGCAAAUUACGGCCUUCCGGAAACCAUCAUGGAUCUCAACAUCCGCCUCAUAUCAGAUCUCAAUCUCCAUCAAUCACGUAUCCUGCCCAUUGUGCUCGUUCUCUGCCCGUCGAAGCUCCAGAGCCUUACCAUUCACAUCACUUGCCAGUCGUACGGCUUGGUACCCGUGGACAACGCUGGUCGGGAACAAGAAAUGGCUGCUGUAGAGGAAGGGGGACCAUUACCGGCUUUGAGAGCUGUGAGCAUCACCUCCGAGUAUGGGAACUUCUUGCCACCGUCUUGCGCCCGCUUCCUUGGUCGAUGCGCCAACCUCCAGGACCUUCAUAUCCCAUCUCUUGAACGGCGCUGGAUCCAUGCUCUGGAGGGUUGUACCCAUCUCAAGACACUCAGAAUUGACUUUCUCAGCGAUGAAACGAUCCGACCCUUCGCGAUGGCUCUCAAGACCGGUCUGCCAAGCCUCGAUGCAAUUCAAGUUAGAACAUAUGAAUCACACAACCAAUCGCUGGACGUGGCUGCUAUGAUUUCAGCAUGCCGGUCAGGUUGGCGAUAUGUUUGUCUUCCGAGUCUGGGCGCCCCCGCAGCAGACGCCUUGAUCAAGCAUUGCUCUACCCUCGAGACGUUCAGCCUGCAAUGGGCAUAUGGUCUGACCAGCAAUCACAUGCUACAGAUCCUAUCAUCCAGCCCGAGAUUGGAGACGUUCAUAACGUUGGCCAAGGACGAGGAGUACGAACACGUCCAGACUUUCAUCUCUUGCCACGAUUUCAUUGACUUCGAGUCCUCUUCCUACAUCCUCAAGCCUUGGCCAUGCGAAUCCACCCUCAAGGUCUUCCGUGCCAAGAUCGGCGGGAUCCCAAGACCGGACAUCACUCGGACCUAUUGUGGACACCCGAUUAAGAGCCGGAUGGUAACACGGGAAGCUUACCCGGGACAAGGCCUGGAGAUCCAACGACGAGUGUAUGAGCGUCUGGCAAGGAUGACCAGACUUCAGCGACUGGAGUUGGGCAACGAGGACCGGCGGCCUAAUGUCCACGCCGACUUCUAUUUGCGAAAUAUGACGUUGCAGAGGAUUCAAGAUGUACUCCAUCAGUACAGCUGUUUGGAUAUGAAACUCGGGAGCGGACUGCGGAUAUUGGAAGCGUUGAAGGACUUGAGGGUGUUGAGUGUGGUACGGAUGGAGACCAGGAUCGGUGUUGAGGAGCUUAAAUGGAUGAAACAGAGCUGGCCCAAGCUGAUAGUUAUUCGUGGGUUGAACAUUGACGGAGAGGAGAAGGAGGCAGGGAAAUGGGCGCAGGAUGAAUCCCUAACGAUUUUUUCUAUGCCUUGUUUCCGCGUCCAUUGA